AUGGUCAACUAUCUCUCCGUUCCUGAAUCAAGCAUGGCAACCAAGGUUGGUCUCGGCGUUCCAAUGCCGCUUCUCGCUCCUGCGACUGCUACAUGGGCUUUUCCCUUUGCGGCAUACUACAUUUUCCUCCAGAACCGCAUUGCUUACCACCGCAUCACCUCAAAGACUUUCAUGGGUGACAAGUCGGAUGAUUCGAAAGGCGUCACAGAUCCCCUAUAUGUGGCCACGCGUGCGCAGCUGAACUUUGCCGAGAACGUGCCAUUGGUAUUGGGAGUGGCGCUCCUCGCUGAGCUCAACGGAGCCAACAGGACCUACAUCAAUUACGCGCUUGGUACUCUCCUUGCCCUCCGUAUCAGUCACGCAGAGCUUGGCUUGAUGAUCAAGGGUUCUACGGCUCCCGGAAGGAUUGUUGGUUACUACGGCACUCAGGCUGUACUUGCAGGUAUUGCUGGAUACGCGACGUACUUGAUCGCGGAUUUCUGGAUGAUUUGA
Messenger RNA from Alternaria postmessia, 492 nucleotides. RefSeq lists its product as uncharacterized. Bases 1 to 492 code for a protein of 163 amino acids. The transcript is spliced from 3 exons. NCBI's taxonomy places the organism in Eukaryota, Fungi, Ascomycota, Dothideomycetes, Pleosporales, Pleosporaceae. The record is from RefSeq and is a predicted model, not a curated record. Gene Ontology annotation, cellular component: membrane.